Molecule: messenger RNA, 474 nt
Organism: Monascus purpureus
Lineage: Eukaryota; Fungi; Ascomycota; Eurotiomycetes; Eurotiales; Aspergillaceae
Source: the annotation of a GenBank genome assembly
AUGGGAGCCAAAUGCCUGGUUGUGUAUGGCUGCCGUGGUAAAUACUUCAUCUACUAUAAUUCUCUGGAUAGUUUUCCAGAGGGGCUCAGACAGUCAAUCGUCGAUUUGAUACCAUGCGAUCCCGAAGAGUAUCAAAAAUGGCUCGAAUCAAUGCGAGAAACCCACUCCCUACUCGCUCGAGAGUUCGGGGAGCAUCAUCUUCCUAUAUUUGUCGAUUGCGAUCUCGACAACGAUACUCUUUCAGAUGAGGAGAAACGAUCCAGGCGCUGUCUGGCACUCCCCCCAAUGCGUGUUAUGACGUUCUCUCGAAAUGAUUUUGACGCAGAAUGGAUUCACACCAUCGAUUUGGAUCAAGAAGUCCUUUCUAUUGAUGAAACUGCACACUUUCAGGUUUCAGAAAUUCAACCUGGAGUUCUUUGGGUCAAACUUCUCGGGAGACUCGCGGAAACGUUGUAUAAUUCGUCCAUCCUCUAG